Mesorhabditis spiculigera is the source of this 1371-nucleotide messenger RNA. The record is from the annotation of a GenBank genome assembly. NCBI's taxonomy places the organism in Eukaryota, Metazoa, Nematoda, Chromadorea, Rhabditida, Rhabditidae.
AUGAUAAUCCUCGACGAGCGCCUCAAAAAAACCCUCGAAGAACACCUCAAAAAGCACAAGAAAGAAGUGGAUACCUAUGAAGUCCCAGUCUCGAUCUAUUUCAUGGUCGGCAGCUUCUUUGAGCAAUAUGAUAUACAGGUCGCUCACUACAUCCGGUGCCCACUGCCAAAGAACAAGGGCCCAAAAGACACGAACUCUCUCGCUAUCCGACACCUCGAGACCAACUUCAUCCUCUCAUAUGCUAAUCAGAUCUUGAGAAUGUUGCCUGGAGGCGUGGAUAUUGUUGGAAUCCUGAUAAUCUCCGAUGAACACACCACUUUUCCACCCUUGAAAAGUCUACUUUUGGACAGCCUCCAGCAUAUUGCUCGUCUAUCGACUACAGCUACUACUUACGAUCUUUUUGAGUAUAUUACACACAUGGCCCUAAUCCAAAUCGACGAGCUGACCGGAAAUGACCAAUCUUUCCUCUUCGAAAUCGGCGAAAAAGCCGGAUCGUGUGAACCGACGAAAUUUCAGUACGAAAAGCUAGAAUGGGCGUCAAUAGUAUCGCGCGUCGGCGGUCGUAUUAGCGAUCAUUUGCCUCUGAAGAAUGAUGACCUUGGAAAAGAUCUAUCUGAGAUGAUGAUCCCUUGGGCGGAGCGCCUUCUAGAAUGUGAUUUCAUUCUGAUGGAUGGGGCCGUAAGGAAGGGUGUUGAUGAUUUGAACACGGAUUUGGUGAAGAAUAAGAAGACGUCGUUUGAAAUUGCGCUGGUUGUCAAGUCGGAAUGUGACGACCACUGCGAGACAACACUCACUCCCGAAUCGGCAUCUAAUUGGCAUGACUAUGUGUUUGACGUGGAGAUUCGAGCCGCUAUCCCGAUAAAAAGCAAGGUGGAUGACGCCUUUAUCGCUAUUAAGAAGCAUAUAUAUCGCAAUUUUUGGGCGAGAAAUGUCUUCCUCUGCGACCUAAUGAGCGGAAAUCAAAAGAAAGCGGUAGAAGACGGGCAGGAGCACUUUGUCGUGAGUAUCUCGGCAAUCGCCGAAAAUGGGGAAGUUUAUCAAAUGCCGAGACCGGCUACGACUACUCUACCCUAUCAUUCUUCAAUCCUAUUCUCGGAUUGGCUAUUUGAGGCGGAUUCUAUCGAGGAUUCGCAGAAAAAGAUCAAGGAGAUGCUGGAUAUUGAUGUUAGCAUUGAACACGUUGACGAUGGGUGGGAGAGGUCUUUGGAAUCUGCAGAAUUGGAUCAAGUUCGUGCGCCUGGGGUGGUCCCCGAUCAUCUACCCCUCAUCACCUCAAUCCACGAAAAAGCCUCCAACCGCCGUUUCUACAUCAUUAUCUUUGUCUCCAUCAUUAUGGGAAUUAUUUCCUGGAUUAUGUACAAAAUGAUGGCC